GUAGCGAUAUGGACGUGAGCUCUCUCUUCACCCUGAAGAACGCCAAAGGGAAGAAGAAGGGUCCAGUGGGCGCUUCUGCCAGGGAGGAGUCCUCCCAAGCUGUUACUGUCGGUGCUGGCGCCGGGGGGUCCAAAGGCGCUGGGGCCUUGAAGAAAAAGAAUAGUGGCAAGGGGACCGAGCCCCCGGCCAAGAAGUUGAAAGCUAAGGUUCCCGACAAGUAGCCGACCGCUGACGUUGUCGUCAUUGUGGACGAGGGGCACGCCUCCGGUCCCACCCCUCAGGAGCACAUCAACCAAGACUUCUUCGGCCGGGAGAAGUUGGAGGCGAUAGUGCCGAAGGGGGCAUCCGUGCUGGAGGGUAGCCUCAACCCGUCGGCACUGAUGAGCCAGAUGCUGCCCUCGGCCGAUCGGCUGGUUCUCGCUAGGAUGGACGAUGGCUCCCUCGAGGCCAAGAUUCUGCUGAGCAGUGCCUCCAACUUCAUGGGCCUCUGUGAGCACCUCCGAAGGGUGGAGCAGAUGAAGGAGGCGAAGGGUGUUGCCGAAGGGGAAGCUGCCAGUCUUAGGAAGAGGUUGGCUGAGGCCGAGGAUUCCCUCCGCUUGACCACUGAUAGUAUGGAGCAGCGAGUGCAAGCUGCGAGGGCCGAUGGGAAGAACGAGGGCCUGGCUGAGGCCGGGGAGGCUGCUGCCGAAGCCGCCCGCGUUGCUGCCGAGGAAGCCCGUGUGGCUAAAGAAGAGGCCGUUUCCAAAGCCCGGGAGGAUGCUGUAGCUGGCUUUACUGCCGAGGGGUGGAAAGAGAGGAGCAUAAGGAGUGGCUGUCCUCGGUGGUGGAGGCUUCGGUGGAUGCUUGGGUUGGAGGCCCCGGCAAAAUGUGGCUUGCUGAGAAGGGUGACUCCUACUAUCAAGGUGGGGAGUUUUUCACCCAGCGCCUCAUAUACCGAAAGCUCACCAGGCACUUCAAACUCUCGCCGGAGGAGUUCCAUCCCGAGGCUUAUGGCCUCCCCCCUCGGCAACCAGACGUUAGGAUCCCCCUCCCCGAAGGCGAAGAGAGGUCGGUGCUUGAAGAUUCGGAGACCCUAAGGGAAUGCGGCCUCGGAGGUGACGGGGAUGAGGCCGAAGGCGAAGCCACUUCCAAAGCUGUCGACGGGGGCGACGUUGUAGCUACCAAUUUGUAAUUUGUAUUCUGAACAAUUUUUGACGCACCUUUGUAAUCACAUUGCUUAACUUUUGGCUUCGGCCCUUAUGAACACCCUGCCCUAUGUUUUUGAUGAAUUGAUGCCUCCGGGCUUUUGUAUAUAACAUGUUUUGUUUUUGAAUGUAUGCCUUCGUCUUUCUUUGUGAAA
Molecule: messenger RNA, 1339 nt
Organism: Cuscuta europaea
Lineage: Eukaryota; Viridiplantae; Streptophyta; Magnoliopsida; Solanales; Convolvulaceae
Source: the annotation of a GenBank genome assembly